This is a messenger RNA of Syzygium oleosum, 672 nucleotides long. Its product is annotated as citrate-binding protein-like. Bases 1 to 672 code for a protein of 223 amino acids. Lineage: Eukaryota; Viridiplantae; Streptophyta; Magnoliopsida; Myrtales; Myrtaceae. The transcript is spliced from 2 exons. The record is from RefSeq and is a predicted model, not a curated record.
AUGUCUACCUUCCUCUUCUCAAAAGCUAAGUACUUGAGUACUAUCAUUCAUCUCAUUAUCCUAUCGCACGGGAGCUCAGCUUCGGAACCUGUCGAUCCGACCCAAGGCUUCGUGUCUCUGCCUCUCAACCGGUCGUAUUACCACAUCCAAAAGCCAUAUGACGUGCCCGAGGACCGGCGCUAUUCCUUCUGCGACGGCGUCCACAAAUGCUGGGUUUACUCUACGGACAAGCCUCACACUCGGACUAGUCGGACCAAGCCUUGUACCGAGAUCGCGAUACAGGGAUACGGCUAUUCCUCAGGCACUUGGCAAUUCGAAGGGUAUGGAUACGUCCCGGCCGGGACUUCGGGCGUGUGCGUAAUGCAAGUGUUUGGAGCGAGCCCCCCUCACUCGACCACCUUCAUGCUAAGAGUGUACAACGGCUCACUCAUGUACUACAGGAGGACGGUCCUCGUUGACCAGAUCUACGACAAGUGGUUCCGGUUGAAUGUUAUACACAACGUGGAUGGUUCGAAAGUGAAGGUCUACAUUGAUGGGCAUCUGAAAUUAGAGGCAGAUGGUCGAGGAGGCACUUCUCAUGCCUUCAAAUGUGGUGUUUAUGCCCAAGACGACGACUCUUUCUACAUGGAGUCUCGUUGGAGAGGCCUUCAAGUUUUAAAGAAAAACCACUGA